AUGUCAAUAAUUCGUAUACAACCGGAAUUUGGAACAGGACUGAACUCUUUACACCAAGAUACACUUCAGUAAUAAUCGUGGCACUUUUCAAAAAACUUCAAUAAAUUUUAACUACUUUUUUGCAAUCCUAAUAUAUAGAUAUAUGUCUUUAAACUAUUUUGCAUACGUGUUAUAUUCAUGUACAAACGCUUAUUUAGAAAUCAGAUAUAAUAAUAAAAAAUUGUAUUAGAACUGAUUGCCAGUUAAAUAUAUAUGAUUGGUUGGUGAUAUGUAUAUAAUUUGUACCAAAUUUAAUGACAAGAGAAUAUUUAAUUCAACGCUUAACAAAAAUUAUACAAUUAAAUAUAAAAAUAAUCAGUUGCUUAAAUAGCAAUUAAUUCUAUAGUUGUAACUAGAAAUAUUUAAAUUUCUAGUGUCCCACUAUCGUGCAAAUUUAAGCUGUUGGUACAAAUAUAUAUACAAAAUAGUCGAUUCUUUGUAUGUGUUAGUAAACUCAUAUUCUUUUGUAUUGUGGCAGUUUUGUGAUUACUUUGAAGUAACAGAGUGUUUGUGUUUGCUAAUUUUUUGACCAACUUAUUUAAUCGUCUAUUUAAAAACAAGAUGGUUAGUUAUUGUAUACGUAUCAAUAAUUUUGUUUUUCAUUCUAAUUUGAUAUAACUUAUUCAUGAUAUAUUUAAACACGUGACAGCAUAACCUCAAUUAUUGCAUUAAAAAUGUCAUACUUGAUCGAAUGAAGUAUCAAUACAUUUUUGAAAACUUGUGUAUUUCUUCUUUUUAUCGGUAUUCACAAUUUUGGAGUGUGAAAGAUUCUUUUUAUAAUAUUUUUUAUAAUAAUUGAAAUUGUCGCAUAUUGUUUCGUGUCAUGUUGUGGUUAUGUUACUGUAAAAUUUAAUAAUGGUAAUUUUUAGUCAGUUCUUGUACUAUAAUAAGAGACUUAUUUAAUAUAAAUCAAUUUAAAAAAACUAUGAAUAUAUCUUUUGUUGUAGAAACCUUUGAUGUUGCAUGGGCAUGAACGUGCCAUAACCCAAAUUAAAUACAAUAGAGAAGGAGAUUUAUUAUUUUCCUCUAGUAAAGAUAAAAAACCAAAUGUUUGGUAUUCUUUGAAUGGAGAACGUCUUGGAUCUUUUAAUGGACACAAUGGUUCUGUAUGGUGUAUUGAUGUUAAUUGGGAUACAACAAGAUUUUUAUCUGGAAGUGGUGACAAUACACUAAGAGUUUGGGACUGCCAAACUGGUUUUAUUCAAUGCCUAUGUUACAUUGCAGGAAAAGAAAUAGGUCUACUUCAUACGAACAGUUCAGUGAGAACAUGUAGUUUUAGUUAUUCAGCAAAUCUUGCUGUUUAUUCAACAGAUAAAGCUCUAGGACAUCAAUGUGAAAUGUUCAUCAUUGAUAUAAAAAAUGUUGAUGCAGUAUUAUCACAAGCAGAUGCUAUUUCUAGAAUUGCUGUAAAUGGUCCCAAAAUCUCUGCUAUUUUAUGGGGCGCAUUAGAUGAAACGAUUAUUACUGGUCAUGAAGAUGGUGAAAUUACUCUUUGGGAUGUUAGGACAAGGAAGAAAAUGACAAGUGUCAAAAGUCAUAAAUCACAAAUAAAUGACAUGCAAUUUAAUAAAGAUGGCACUAUGUUUGUGACUGCAUCAAAAGAUAAUACUGCCAAACUGUUCGAUAGUGAAUCUUUAAUGUUAUUAAAAACAUAUAAAACAGAAAGACCUGUUAAUUCUGCUACUAUUUCUCCUAUUUUCGAUCAUGUGGUUCUUGGAGGAGGUCAAGAUGCUAUGGAUGUUACGACGACAUCCACUCGUCAAGGAAAAUUUGAUUCUCGAUUUUUCCAUUUAGUAUUUGAAGAAGAAUUUGCGCGUUUAAAAGGACACUUUGGUCCAAUCAAUUCUCUAGCAUUUCAUCCUAAUGGUCGUAGCUUUUCAACAGGUGGAGAAGAUGGUUAUGUUCAUACAGGCACACCAUAUGGAACUUCAAUACCGUCUUUCAUUUUAUAAACACUUUCAGGAUCAGGUUGUGUUUGUCCACGACCCCAUGUUGAAUGUUUGCCACUUGAUAGUUUUCCAAGAGGCAUUUUUUCUAUAUCAAUUUCAAAUUCAAUCAUCACUUUCUUCAUACUCGUCUCAUCGAAAAUUAGUUUCAUUAAAUCUUGAAUUGGCCUUGCAACUUGAUCUACUAGAUUUUGCAUAUUGCACUAAAAAAUUACAUAGUGGACCUGCAGAUUUACUACUAGUACCACCACGCUUUUUUCCUCUUCCAGACGAAGGUACUGGAAAAGUCUUCGUUUCCUCUAUAAAAAUGUUUCAUUGGAAUUAUUUUAUUAUAAUGUUAAUAAAUGUAAUUUGCAAUAUUAUAACAAACAAACCAAUUUUCUUUUGAAUUUCUUUCUGAUCCUCCCAACGAAUAUUAUCAAAAUUUCCUACAUCGGCAGUAGUUUUUGGUCUUUGUUUUAUAAAAAAACAUUGUGAAUGAUACCAUCUUGUUAUCUUUCCAUCAUGAACAGGACUCUAAAAUUUAGCAAAUAUUUGAAAAUAUAAUUAUCUUAACAUUAAAGAAGCAUAAAAAAUAUAGAUAAAUUCAUCUACUAAAAUCUAAAUAAAUUUCUACAAUGUCAUUAUAAUCAAAUACGUUAUAUUGAAUUUAUAAAUUAAAUUAAUUGCAAUUAUUAUUGAUUUUAUUUCAAUGUUUGAACACAUCAAUUAUUAUCAGCUUAUCUAACCUAAAGAAAGUUUAAUAAUUAAAUUUAAAAAUUCAUAUUAGUGACAGUAAUGACAUAUGAAUUCGUGUGA
Messenger RNA from Heterotrigona itama, 2783 nucleotides. The record is from the annotation of a GenBank genome assembly. NCBI's taxonomy places the organism in Eukaryota, Metazoa, Arthropoda, Insecta, Hymenoptera, Apidae.